Messenger RNA from Hyposmocoma kahamanoa, 2473 nucleotides. RefSeq lists its product as uncharacterized. Gene Ontology annotation, cellular component: snRNA-activating protein complex. Lineage: Eukaryota; Metazoa; Arthropoda; Insecta; Lepidoptera; Cosmopterigidae. Gene Ontology annotation, biological process: snRNA transcription by RNA polymerase II; snRNA transcription by RNA polymerase III. The transcript is spliced from 6 exons. Gene Ontology annotation, molecular function: core promoter sequence-specific DNA binding; bent DNA binding; RNA polymerase III type 3 promoter sequence-specific DNA binding. The record is from RefSeq and is a predicted model, not a curated record. Bases 252 to 2177 code for a protein of 641 amino acids.
GGGCAAUUAAUUAUUUUGUGGAACUAGAAUGUGUUAAGCACUAAUUCCUACUAGCUUUCUAAUUUGUGGCUGGCUAAGCCUGUUGUUUACCUAGUUCAGUCUAGUGUUUUAAACAUUUUUAGUAGCUAAAGACCUAAAAUAAUCUCCAAAAACCAAACAGUUUAAUCUCCAACGGGUUUCUCAAAGUCCCAACUUUUGUAUAGUUUUUUUUAAAUCUUAUAAGUUAGGUAACUAUUCAUAAAUAUUAAAACAUGGAAUCAAAUUUAGCAAUCGAUGUAGAUAACUCACCACUCGAUACUGACUUAAACAGCACUUCCAAGACUGACUUACAGACUAAAGGUAACAUAGAACUUGCUGUUAAUAAGGGAUUUUCUACCAAUGAAACAGUUUUUAUUCACAACUUUGAAGUUUCCAUAGAACGAGAGUAUGAAACCAGCUAUGAUUCUGUCCUUGUUGGCGAUUUAAAAUCUGAAGAAGUAAAAGUUGUUACAGAAGUAGAGGCAUCGGUAGUGAUGGAUACUGAUGACAGUAACAUCUUACUGUUAGAUAAAGUUGUUGGCAGUGGUAAUGUAACAGAUAUCACACUGGGACAAACAGAAUUACAGUCCACAGUGUCUCGUGCAGUGGAAACAAAUGAACAUCAAGUAUGUAAAGAUGUGGCUCCAUUGUAUAAUUGUGAUAUACCUGAGCAAGGCGAAGGAAAUAACACUGAAAUGUCACCAGCCCCUCCCAUUCAAUCAAAUAUCAAUGUUCAAACAACUGUAGCGCAAAGUUCAGUGACAGAUUCUGAAAUCGUGAUGUCUGCUGAAGAAAAUCCCCAAGGUAGAUAUUUAACGGACCAUCAGCAAGGUAGACACCUAAAGAGUAUCUAUGUACCAGAUGUAGGAAACAAAUGGUAUGAUGUUAAGGGGAACCUAGUCACUCGCCCAAUAGAUCCAAAAAAACUUCCGAAUGCUUUUGGUUAUCUGCCCAUAUACGGUCGCCCAAAAUCUAAGGCUAAGUUAGCAGAGUUCGAAGAUGAAAGGAUAAGAGAAUUUGUUGGUUUUGAUCUUAACGAUCAGGAGUUUGACAAUCUUGCUCAAUAUUGCAGAUCAGACUUACUUGAAACAGGCUCAGAAAUAGUGAUGAUGUCCAAAACACCAACAGUGCCAUAUGUCGCUGAAACUGACAUUUUAAAAUCAGUUCAACAAAAUAAGAAUGAGCUGAAUAUUGUGAAGAAGCUUAAACUAAGAUUGGAAAAAGACUACAAUAAUCGAUAUCCUAUAAAGUUGAAGUAUCGUGGGUUGAAGCAGAUGCCUCUCUCAGAUUUGCAGGACUUUACUGAGGAUGAUUCUCAAGACAAGUUGCUGGAGCCGGGGAAAGACCUUAUUUUCCGUAUACGCAUCUACAGAGGCUUUGCCUACAGUUUGAAGGACAGACAUAGCCGGUCGCGGCACUCGGUGUUUAGUCACGAUGUUGUGCUGUACGGGCGGCAACGGUUGUGCGCGUUGCGUGAUCGCAUCGUGUGCCCCAACGACGCCGACGUACGCGUCGACGUCGCCGACCGGAUCAACGAACCGCCGGUGACCACUGCCCAGGACGUGUUCCAAUCGGGUUUCCUGUUCAUAAACAACGUAUUCUACGUGGACACCCGCGGCUCCUGCAGGGACAUUUCUGCGGGUCUGCGCGCUUGGGCUGAGAAACGCGGCCGCGGCGUCUUUCCUUGCAAGGACAUGACCAAAGUGCGAUUGGACGAGCUCAUCCUCAAGCUGGGACACCCUGAGGUGUACAUGCAUCAAGGCAACUGUGAACAUCUGUUUACGUUCUCCGAGAUCCGCUUGGUGACUCCGUCCGACCCAUUGAAGACGAUACACUAUCCUACGCACACGGCGGUGGCACAGAACCAAACCAUCUACUGCACAGCCUGCGCAGAGUUCGGUGCUAAAUGGAUCAUAGACGGCUGCGACAAGGUGCCGUUCGACCCGGCAUUCUUCUGCGACAUGUGCUUAAAAAAGUAUCUCUACAAAGAUGGUCAGAAAUUGGGUAACUUCAAAGCGUAUUCGUAUAAAAUUAACGAGAUAAAUAUAUUGAAACCCACUCAUGGAAGAUACGAGGAGAGGGAUUUCACUGAAAUGGACGCCCCUGUGAGUUUAAGUCAGCGGAAACGGACGCUACCUGGUGGCCUUGGUGAUGAUUGAAGUUAUAAAGAACUGAAAUAUAUCUGGUUUAAGAAAAAUUUUCAUAGAUUAUUAAUACAAAGACUGAUUCGAACCAACGUUGUCUAGCAAACCGUGUCAGACGCUAUGCCAAUUAAGCCACAGAACGAACCGACGGACCUUACGAAUUUUCAUAAAUUUGUCACAGAUAGUGACAAAUGGAUGAUGGAUGAUUUUAGUAGCAGUAGAGCUCCUUGUGAAAGAGUUCGUCCAGUGAAGUACUGCCACCUUAUCUACUUUUGCCGCCAAGCUGUUGGUGAAAUUACGGGCUCGUGGGA